GACAGGUGACUUCAACUCUAACUGAAUCCAGACUAAACUUAACAGCAAAAAUGAGGUACAGAGCUUGUUGAAGUUUAUUUGGUUUAAAUUGUCAAAACACAUUUUAUUUCUUAAAACCAAAUCUUUUAUCUCUUCAGGGUUUUGUGGAUUUUGUGUCUGCUGAUUGGAAGCAUUACCUGCAGUCCUGUAUGGAAAGGUAAGAUCACAUCACACUUGACAGACUUCCUUUUAAAAGGCUAGUUUUAAUCCUUGUUUGUCCUUUUCAGCUGAACAAUCAGGCGGUCAAGGUCUGGCAGGCACAAGCAACAUGGCACCAUCAUAUCCUGCAUCUUGGGGUUCAGGAGGAGUGGAGAGUGCUGGUCUGGGCAGCAGCUCCUCAGGUCUAGCCAGCCCAAGCUAUGUUGUCCCCAAUGCUGGUGCUGGUGGCUACGGAGGCUCUGGAGUUGUCUACAGCAGCCCUGCAAUGGCUGGAGGAAGCGCUGGGGGCUAUGCAGGUGCUUAUGCACCCUCUGCUGGGUAUGGAGCUGGGGCUUCCAGUGGAGGCUAUGGUGGUGCUCAUGGAGGAUAUGGGUAUGCCUCAGCCCCUGAAGGUGCCGGCUCGAGCUCUGGAUCUACUGCUUAUGGCAGUGCUGGAGGUGAAGGCUCAGCGGGGCCGAUCUUCAGUGACGUGUCUGAUCUGGAUCCAGUCUACGCCUUCAGUUCUCGUUCACGCUACCAGAAAGGAAGAGCAGUGUUUGCCCAAAGCCGCUACACCCCAGGAGAGGCUCUUGUCCAACCCAUGCCCAUUUACAGACCAGUCAUCAAAAAUCCAGUCAUGAUCAGCAUUCCUGUCCAGGAACCAGUGAAAACCAUGCCUGUUCAAGCUCCUCAGGUUCCAGUGAAAUAUCAAACUAAAGGAGGCUACUAAAGAGCUCACUGGUAAGACGCAAAUCUCUAAAAGAUUUUGAUGGUUAAAAUUCUCUUUGCUGAAACUUGAGAUUUAAUUUUUUUUUAUUUUUUUUGUCUUUCAGGUCUUGACUUUAGUGAUGACUCUGUGCUGUCAUGUGAUGAAGAUUCAAAUAAACUGACUUGACUAAAA
Molecule: messenger RNA, 1078 nt
Organism: Xyrichtys novacula (pearly razorfish)
Lineage: Eukaryota; Metazoa; Chordata; Actinopteri; Labriformes; Labridae
Source: the annotation of a GenBank genome assembly